AACUGGCAGUUGUCAUUUGAGCUUUUUUCUUGCCAGUUGUCGAUUUUUGUUUUGACAAAACUUAAAGAUGGAAUCAAUCGAUAAUGAUAAUGGUUGUACGCCUUCUUCAAAAGGACCAAAGCCAAUGAUGAAUAAAGCUAUGAAAGCAUAUAAUCAAACUUAUAUUCAGUGCGAAACACCAGAGCCAAAUCUGCAUACUUCUUCAGUAAAGAAAGACAGGAAUGCACGUCGCAUCUUUGUUAGCAAUUUACCUGAUUGUGUAAAUAUGUUUAAAUUUAAAUUUUUCAUCAAUAAACAAAUGCAUUUGGGUGGUCUGUCAAAAGAAAUUGGAAAUCCUGUAAUCAGUUGUUACAUAAACUGCAGAAGGAAGUUUGCUUUUCUAAUCUUCCGAUCUGUCGAGGAGGCUGAAUCUUCUUUAGACCUCGAUGGCGUAGUCUAUGAAGGUAAAAUUUUAAAAAUAUGUAGACCACGCAGUUAUCGUUUACCACCAGGCGAGAUUUCUACUACGCCAAUUGUAGCUCCAUUGGUUAUUAAUGGCCUGACAUCAACUUUAGUACCCGACUCAGAACAUAAAAUAUUUUUUGGAGGUCUAACAGUUAAUGCAAAUAACGAAGAGAUAAAAACCUUAUUUCUCAAAUUUGGAGACUUAAAAGCUUUCUUUAUGAUUCAGGGUCUCGUAAAUGGUCGCUUGGAGUGUUACGGCCUAGCUGAAUAUUUGGAUCACACCAUUACUGAUACCGCCAUAGCUUCUCUUCAUGGUAUAAUACAUGAAAGAAAGAAAAUAUUUGUUGCUCGAUCAAAUUGUAUAAAGAAGACUAGAAAUGAGGAGAACUCUGGUCCACCAACCAGAGUACUCUGCCUGUUAAAUGUUGUAUCGCGUGAUGAAAUACGCGAUGGACGAGUUGAUAUAGAAAUGUUGGAGAGUUGCAAGAAAGUGUGGGAAAGCAACAGAGCAGUACAAAGCGUAGAAAUUCUAGUACCUAUUGAAGGUGCUUCUGUACCUGGGGGUGGCAAAAUUUUUAUAGAAUUCACAAAUGUGAACUUUUGUCAAUGUAUAAAAAGUUUAUUCGAUAAUAUUUAUUAUAAUGUCUCUACUGUCGUAACAUCUUAUUAUGACGUAGAUAAAUAUUAUCGCCGUGAAUUUUAA
Teleopsis dalmanni is the source of this 1147-nucleotide messenger RNA. RefSeq names its product splicing factor U2AF 50 kDa subunit-like. The transcript has 5 exons. Lineage: Eukaryota; Metazoa; Arthropoda; Insecta; Diptera; Diopsidae. The record is from RefSeq and is a predicted model, not a curated record. Gene Ontology annotation, molecular function: pre-mRNA 3'-splice site binding; poly-pyrimidine tract binding. The coding region runs from base 68 to 1147 and encodes 359 amino acids. Gene Ontology annotation, cellular component: nuclear speck; U2AF complex; U2-type prespliceosome.